This is a messenger RNA of Ramularia collo-cygni, 450 nucleotides long. RefSeq lists its product as uncharacterized. The record is from RefSeq and is a predicted model, not a curated record. Lineage: Eukaryota; Fungi; Ascomycota; Dothideomycetes; Mycosphaerellales; Mycosphaerellaceae. The coding region runs from base 1 to 450 and encodes 149 amino acids. The transcript is spliced from 2 exons.
AUGCAGUACCUCCCCAUCCUCCUCGCCGCCUCAGCGGCCUUCGUUGGCGCCCAGAAGGCACUCGAGAAGCCACCAUCAAACUACAGAUGGAGCGCCCGAAACUUCAUUGCCGACUGCACUGAUACAUGCCAUUACACGUUCGACAUCUCGGGUGUUGAGGCGGAACCUUACCCCAGCUUCAAGGCGGUUUGCACUGGGACUGCCAGCACCUAUUUCGCUAGUUGCCAAUUGCUGGAGUGGAGUGCAAAGAGGGCGUAUGAGCCUACUGUCCUAGCACUUGUGCCUCCUCCUGGUGAGGACGAAGUCGCGCACUUGCAGGUCUCGUUGAUCUUUGACUCUUAUGAUGCGUCUUACAACAUCACUGGACCGGCGGACCUGAAGUUCAAUGGGUUCGAGACGGAUUUCGACAUUGUUCCUACUGAUCCUCUUGGGACCAACAUCAUGUCAUGA